Messenger RNA from Xyrichtys novacula (pearly razorfish), 2269 nucleotides. Lineage: Eukaryota; Metazoa; Chordata; Actinopteri; Labriformes; Labridae. The record is from the annotation of a GenBank genome assembly.
AUGAAGUGUACUCGCUGCCUGCUGCAGCUGCAGAGUCUAAGACUGGGGGUCCAGCCAGUUAGACCUGCUGUCCAGUAUGCUGCCCUGCUUCAGUCAGCCUCCCCCAGUCUGACCAGUGUGCCACACAACCCUCAGCUGCAGGUGAACUCUCAGACUCUGCUUCGUGAAUCAGUCGUAGGCACAGACUUAAGUCUUUUUUUUUUUUUUGGUAAAAUAAAUCCUGAUUUCAGGUUAUAGUACAGAUUAGGAGCAGGCGGAAAGAACACUUCAAUGUCACUUGAGUGUAAAACUUCAUCUAAGUAAAGUUUGGUAUGUCUUUUAGGUGUUGAGGCGUUUCCAUGGCAGCCCUGUGUGUGCAAAGACUCCACCUGUGAAGGCCAUCAAAGAAGAGGAAAAAAAGAAAGAAAGAUCUCUGGUCACACAGGACGGCCUGUUUGAGCAGAUCCCUGAAGAUGCCAAAUCCGAGGCCACCUUUAAAAAAGUGGUUGAUGUCUUUCUUAAGAGGGACAUCAGACGGCGAGGUCACGUGGAGUUUAUUUACGCUGCUCUGAAGAAGAUGCCAGAGUUCGGUGUAGAACGAGACCUUGCUAUCUACAACAAGCUGCUGGACGUUUUCCCCAAAGAGGUAUUCGUUCCUCGAAACUUCAUCCAGAGGAUGUUCAACCACUACCCCCGCCAGCAAGAGUGUGGCGUGCAGGUCCUGGAGCAGAUGGAGACCUAUGGUGGGUAUCUUUAACAGCUCCCAGGCUUGGUCCUGAAAUUCCUGGAACGCUUUGGAAUGAAGACGAUAACAUUUCUAAAUGUUUGUGUUUCAGGAAUUAUACCCAACAUGGAGACCAAAGUCCGGCUGGUCCAGGUCUUUGGAGAGAAGAGUCACCCCAUGAGGAAGUUCCAGCGUAUGAUGUACUGGUUUCCUAAGUUCAAAAACCUGAAUCCUUACCCUGUCCCCCACCAACUGCCUGAAGACCCCGUGGACCUGGCUCGCUUCAGUCUGACGCGGAUCGCUAAUGACAAGGACGCACGAAUCACCAUCUACCAGGUACGACUGAAUGAGACAUGUAACUGAGAACAGUCUUCAGUUUGCACUGAGAUUGAGGGUUUAAUUAUACGGCAUCAUUUCAUACCUGCAGUCGCCUUUUAAAACAGACACAGAGCAAAUUUAAGGAUGGGUUAUAAAACUUGUAACAACAGUCCCGGUUGUCUUCUUUUAAGUCUUUUACUUUUAAAGCUUCACGCUACCCUAAACAUGAUAAAUGUGCGUCCUUUUUUCCAUAUUCUUGUGUUUGUAGAUUUUAUUGUCUUUGUUACAGUCAUCUGUUUUUCCUCCUCCCUGCAGAUGCCGUGUACAGACAUCACAGAGAGUGGAGAGGAGGUCACACUUCCACAUAUAGUAGGUAAGAUACCACCUGUGUUUCAGGCACUGAGAGUGAUUGUUUCCCACAGAAGUAAACCAGCAUAUUGAGGUUUGAUCUAACGGUCUGGGUUUCCUGUCCCUCUCCUGUUGACUCCGCAGGGAUCCAGGGCCCGGAUCAGAUGGAGCUUCUGGCCAAACACAACCCGAGCCGGCCGGUGUUUGUGGAGGGUCCGUUCCCUCUGUGGCUGAGGAAGAAAUGUGUUCAUUACUACAUCCUGAGAGCGGACCCCAUACCUGCCGAGGAGAAGGUGAGACAAAUCUUUUAAAGGCUUAUUUAUCCGUGUACGGAUAUUCUUCAUGAUUUCACGAGUGAGUUAGGCUGAAAAAUGACCAUGACCUCAUCCAGGUGUGCCUCUGUGUCCUCCUGCAGGUAGAGGAGCCCUAUGAUCCAGAGAGGUGUUUUGACUAUCCUCUGCAACUGGACCUGGACCUGGACCGAGACUUCGGGGACGAGGAGGACUUUGACGUUGAAGACUGUAAGAUCUCUGUCAGAUUCAGGUCAUGUUCAGGUGUUUUAAGUUCAGGUGUGUGAUGAAGCUGUCGUGUUUGUGUGUCUUGUCUCCAGUGGACGAGGGUCCGGUCUUCGCCAUGUGUAUGACUGGUCAGGGGGACCAGUCCACCCUGAACCAGUGGAUCUCUGGACUCCAGCAAACCAACCCCAUUCUGGGUCAGGUCCCCACUUUCUUCCGUCUGGAACCUGGGCUCAAAGAGCUGCAGGGGGCCAGGGACUCUGACUCCAAAAACCACCAGAGACAAGAUCAUGAUACCCAGAGGGAGGAAGGAGAGGAUGAGAAGGAGAGGGAGGUCACAGCGGAGGAAGAACCGAGGAGCAGGAGACAGGGGAUGAAGCAGUGA